Messenger RNA from Aureobasidium melanogenum CBS 110374, 1206 nucleotides. RefSeq lists its product as uncharacterized. The transcript has 3 exons. The annotation marks the transcript as partial. The record is from RefSeq and is a predicted model, not a curated record. NCBI's taxonomy places the organism in Eukaryota, Fungi, Ascomycota, Dothideomycetes, Dothideales, Saccotheciaceae.
GACACUCUUGUCUUGGUGUCGACCGACAGCAGAUACAAGUUGCACUCGACCCAGCUCACCCAAGCCAGCGGCUACUUCGCCAACCUCCUGAGUACUGCUGGACCUGCCUUGUCGCGCGAAGGGGCUCGUGCCGGUCUUCGUUUCCUGCUGGUUCUGCAAGACUUCGACGAGGCCACAAACAGACCUAUCCACCCGGUCUUCAGACGCGUUCCUCUUGACAACAAUGGCCGUGCUCAGAAGAAGUACAGCUUGAUGCAUGAGGACGAUCAAAGCACCCGUUACCGCUCUUCCCUGUUCUCCGACUAUGACAGAUUGCUGCGGACUUUUGCCAACCAGCCUGUUACUCUUGACGACAAGAGCAUCGACACCUUGCUUCCCGAUUCUAUGGGUCUGAUCGAAGUUGCUGAGAAGCUUGACGCUGUGUCCAUGAUCGCAAAGAUCAUCGAGAACCACUUGCUUGCUAAGGGACAGGACAUCUUCAAGGCCAUCUCGGCCAGCCCUGUCAUCUGGAUCGACGUCGCCUUCCGCAUCCAGUCCAAGGUUCUUUUCAAGGAAGCACUCAUUCACCUGACUGGAAAGUACAACGCUCUGGUUGCCACACCACCUGAGGAUGCUUUCGUCAAGAAGUACCCCAGAGCACGUUCCAUUCUCGAUCAACUUGACCCUGACCUCCGCAACCUGCUUGAACGCAAGCACAACAUGCUGAAGGAGAUCUGUCAGACUGUCGAGAAGAGCGUCAGCACCCACUAUCCACCAGGCAUCCAGAAGUCUUCUGUUACUGGCCAGGCCAAGACCGAUCCCAUUGGCAGAAUCGACUAUGCCAAGGACGUCUUCACCUGGGUUGGCGUGGCACUCUAUCGUCACUGGUGGGGCCAGAUGAUUGCCAGCGACGCCACCCACAACAACAAAUUCGGCGGCCAUGACAUCUACACCCGUCUCUUCAACGGCGGUCAGAGCUACCUGACCCGCGAGGUCCAGAGUGGUUUCCACCAGCACUUUCCCAUGAGCGGCAAGGGCCAGAAAGUCCUGCAGAACAACGUCGACAUCAUCAAGGCUGGUGUCACCAAGAUCGUGACUCCGUUGAUGAAGAACGAGAGUCAGCUCGACAUCACCAAGUUCCCUGUCAAGUGGCUGACUUGCAUCAUCGUCAAUGGUGCCGACUACCUCUGGGAUCCUGAAGUCGAGCCUGAGGUGGAGCCCGAGCAG